UUUCUUCUAUAAGCUAAUUUAUUAGCUGAAAUGGUGCUUAAGAAUACAAAAAGCCUUCGGCUUUACGCCCAACAACGCGAUCAAGAGCCGCAGGGAAAAUGUUCACAAUUCUUCUCCUUUCUAAAGGUUCACUUGGGCUCGGUGGUGUACAAUAAUCCAAAUAUGCAUCAAGAGCACCCGCUUCCAAUGUCGGAUAUGGAGGCCCUCGUUAACCUAAUCAAAUGCACUUUUGGCACGGGUAUUCUGGCGAUGCCCAGAGCCUACUGCAAUGCUGGCUGGCUGCUAGGUUUGAUAAGCACAGUUCUGGUUGCAGCCAUUGUCGUAUAUUCCUUGCAUGUGUUGAUCGACGACAUCAACAAGCUAUGCAAACGCUAUAAGAUGAAAAUGCUCAGCUACAGUGAGGCCAUGCAACUGGCCAUUUUGAAUGGACCCGUCUGGGCAAGACCUCUAAAUAAAUAUUUUUCCCGGCAGGUGGAUAUAUUUCUUUGCAUUUAUCAUUUCGGUGUGGAUUGUGUAUAUGUGGUGUUUAUGGGCAAGAAUAUCAAGAAACUGGCCGACUUAUAUUUUACACCUAUCGAUACACGUAUUUAUAUGGCGCUGAUCACUGUGCCUCUGAUCUUAACUUUUCUCAUACGCGAUCUUAAGUAUCUGGUACCAUUUUCCAUUAUCUCAAAUGUGUUAAUGCUCAUCAGCUUCGGUUUAAUUUUAAGCUAUUUUUUGAACGAUUUACCCAGUCUCUCAGAGCGAACAGCCAUACAAAGUUUAUCUAAGUAUCCUCUGUUCUUUGGCACAAUUCUGUUUUCAAUCGAGGCGGUAGGCGUGAUCCUUGCACUUCAACUGCACAUGACAACGCCUGAGAAUUAUUUGGGAAAGUUUGGUGUGCUGAAUCGGGCCAUGAUAAUUGUUGUUAUUUUUUAUGCAUCCUUUGGCUUUUUGGGCUAUUGGCAGUUCGGGGAUGAGACUUCUAGUUCUAUAAUUAACAAUCUACCCACCGAUGAAACCGUGCCUCAAUGUAUAAUAGCCUUGUUCACAAUAGCCAUAUUUUUUAGCUAUGCGCUGCAGGGCUACGUAACCAUUGAGAUAAUCUGGCGCAGCUAUAUGACGCCUAGACUUAUGGCGAAUGCCUUGAAAUCGGUAGAGUAUCUAUUGCGUAUGGCCAUGGUGGUUGCCUCCGUUCUUUGCGCUAUUGCAUAUCCCGAUUUUGGUCUACUGCUCUCCUUUGUGGGCUCCUUCUGUCUGGCUCAGCUGGGCUUUAUUUAUCCGAGCCUUAUUAAUAUAUUCGUUCGUUAUAGCGAAGGCUAUGGACCCUGCAAAAUAUUCCUUUUGCGCUCUCUGUUUUUUAUUUUUAUUGGGUUGUGCGGUGGCAUUGCUGGCACUAUGAUCUCAGUAGCAGCCAUCAGAGAAAAAUAUGACAAUCGUAUCUUAUUUUUUUUAAGUGCUUUUCACAUAACCUCAUAAAAUGUAAUUUUUGUAUAUUCUAAAAUUUAUAAAACUGUUUAAAAAAAUUAGGUUUCAUAAAACUUCAUAAAAAAUUAGAAUUGCUGGAAAUCGCCUCCAUAUUAUAAUUGUAACAACUUUAUUACUACUCAGAAGUACUUCUCACAUUCUGGCGGAAGGCAAAAGCUCAUGGCAUGAGAAGGUAUACGAAAUGAAGACGUUUGCAAGUAC
Molecule: messenger RNA, 1668 nt
Organism: Drosophila novamexicana
Lineage: Eukaryota; Metazoa; Arthropoda; Insecta; Diptera; Drosophilidae
Product: proton-coupled amino acid transporter-like protein CG1139
Exons: 8
Coding region: 31-1458 (475 amino acids)
Biological process (GO): amino acid transmembrane transport
Cellular component (GO): vacuolar membrane
Molecular function (GO): amino acid transmembrane transporter activity
Source: RefSeq, a predicted model, not a curated record